GCUCACUUGGCCUCUUUCCGGCCAUUCCAGACAUGGCGGCCCCGCUGGGAGGUAUGUUCUCCGGGCAGCCACCGGGGUCCUUAGGGCCACCGCCGGGACUCCCGGGCCAGGCUUCGCUUCUUCAGGCCGCGCCAGGGGUUCCAAGAAUCUCUAACAAUACCUUGGUAGACGAAUUGGAAUCAUCUUUCGAGGCUUGUUUUGCUUCUCUGGUGAGUCAGGACUACGUCAAUGGCACUGAUCAGGAGGAAAUUCGAACUGGUGUUGAUCAGUGUAUCCAGAAAUUUCUGGAUAUUGCAAGACAGACAGAAUGUUUUUUCCUACAAAAAAGAUUACAGUUAUCUGUCCAGAAACCAGAGCAAGUCAUCAAAGAGGAUGUCUCAGAACUAAGGAAUGAGUUACAGCGAAAAGAUGCCCUGGUCCAGAAACAUUUGACGAAACUGAGGCAUUGGCAGCAGGUGCUGGAUGACAUCAACGUGCAGCACAAAAAGCCUGCUGAAAUCCCGCAAGGGUCCUUGGCCUACCUUGAGCAGGCAUCUGCUAAUAUCCCUGCACCUAUGAAGCAGACCUGAUCAAAAGAGCAAAGUGGAUCAGCCUAAAACUUAUCUCACAUUUCAUUCAGCCUGAAAACAGUUUUGCAAAGCAUGAUUUCUUGUGGACCUGGCAUUUUGGAAGAACUCUGACAGGCAAUGAGUCGAUUUUAGUUUUAUGUUUCUACCUAAAAUUUUUACUCUAUUUUUAUAAGCUGUUAAUUUCUUUAGAACUUUCUAAAAUGCUUAUAGCUUUGGUAAACCAAGUAAAAUUUUUUUGUCUUUAGCUAAGUUUAGAUAGUGUGAUGCCACUUGUAGAUUUCCUUUUAUGCUUUUAUUGUUUUCUGGUUUUUGUGUUUUGUUUUUUUUUUUAAUCUUACGUGUGUAUUUCUGGUUUUUAGAUAAGUUUGUAUGAUAUUAGGGAGAAAAUUAAACUAGCCUGGGAAUCAGGAGAUGAGAUAAUUAUUCCUUAGUGGUAGUAUAGAAAAAUAUGUAAAUUUGUUGUUUUGGAGCUUUGAACUACCUCAAGAAGAGGAAUCUAACAGUGUUUGCAAUAUUUCUGGAGCUCUCAUAGUGAAGCUAUUUUAUAAAUAGGAGUAUUAUAAUAUCCUAGGUUAGUGUAGUAGAUUUACAGUAGGUUUCUUGUUGAUCAUUUUAUUUGGGAUGAGUUUAUUCUGUGUGGUGUUUAAUUUGGGGUGGAGGAGUAAAGUAGUAAAAGAGACGAUAUGCUAAAUUUGUUAUGGUAAAUAAAUCAGUUAUAAGUUACGUGGUGCAACCCCUUGUCACAUUGGAUGGCAGUUGGGGCACAGGUGAUUAUGAUGGAUGAAAGUUGCUGUGCUAGUCCAGUUUAGUUUAGUUUUUGCCUUUUUGGAGUAUAGGCUGUUCAGACCUGAGCUGAGAGAGUUGAGCUGCCAGGUAUUGAAGUAGUUGAUUAAGACGAUGAGCCACAAUGAAAGUUCACAGUCAAGCCAGUUUGCUCAGAGACUCUGUUUCUGGGCAGUAGUUUUAGCAUGGUCCAGGGUCCAGCAUUUGGGACAGCUUUGCCAUGUUGUUUUGGCAUCUUAUAACGACGAUGUGUAUGUAGGCCCGGCCUAGGAUGGUUCUGAAUUUCCAUGAGCCGUCUUGUGGAUCCAGGAGGUGAUUGGUUGCACAUCUGUUUGCUUAGGGGAGGAGAACAAAUCAGUCUCCACAUCUGACAGGUGCAGUCAGUUCAUUGGUUGUUUCACUUGGUCAGCUUAACUUCUAGCAAGCAUCCACAUGGGUAACCACAAGCUUAUUAGGAGCAGAACUGACUUUUAUCCAAAUGUUCUGUCCCCACAGGCAGACUUGGUUUAUGUGUCAGUCUGAAGCUUGCCAGUGGCCUGAGCAAAAGGGCGGUCUGUUAGCCAUGGCCUAUGAGUCACCGAAAUUACAGCUGGGUAGAUUUGUGGUCUUCCAUGUGCCCUGCUAAGAGGGCCCUAACUGCAGCAGUCUGUCAGGUUUUGGUCCCAAAGGGCUUUGCUUUACAGUCUUUUUGGGGGUGGGGGCUUAAACCUCUCUUUCCCCCUCCCUGCUUCUGGUCCCAUUGUUGGAGGGCCUUAAAUAGUGUAUAGAGAACUGCUUGUCCAGCUUUCUUUGGACCCCUUUGUUGGAUCUCUAAUCUGGCCCCUUGGGUGAGCUUGGCUGGGGAGUCAGGGGCUAAAGAGAAGGACCAGUAGUUGCCCUCAGAACCAAAUAGCUUUGUGAACAAUCUGCUAGAAUUCUCGAAGAAUGCCCUGCAGCUGCCACUAGCACAUCCCAGGAUCCAUUGGCAAAGCGCCCCACAAGACACUCGGACUCUUGCAAAGGAUCCACCAGCGCCAUCUGAGAGGGCCCCAGGGACUCCACUAGCACCCCUUGUGAAGUGCCCCACAGACUUUCAGACCUUUUGUUCAUCCACAAUGGCAUUGCAUGUAGUCCACCACCCUGCUCACUAUGCCAGUUUGUCAGGAGCUGAGCUGAGUGGGGAAGUCUUAGCUCCCAGUGUUGAGGUGGUCGAUUAAGAUAACAAGCCAAAAUGAAAGUAACUGUCAAAUCUUUCUUAACUUACUGUGAUAGUAUAAGCAAGAGGCUAGACAGGAGAAAGCGCAGACUGCCCCAGUGUUCCAUUUUCCCCAUGGGAUGGCACUGGGCAAGGGUCAGGUGGAUCAGCACGGAUGUGCAGUUGUCUCACUGCUGAAGGAGCCCAAACAAGACUCCUGCCAUUUUAUGGAACCAGAAGGGAGGAAGAGGGACAAGUGCUAGCAGUGGAAAAGUACUGAGUACUGAGUCAGAGUGAAGAAGAAUAUCUUCAACUCCCUCCCCCCCCAACCAUAAGAAGGUCUCAGUAGAGGCUCCUGGGAAGGCCUUGGCUGAGGGCUUCCUGACAGGGAGGCACCUGGGCUAGGAAUGCAGAUAUGCCUAAAAGCAUGGCCAGCCAGGGCCUGAGUCCUUGACUACACCUUCCUUCAGAGGCUGUGAUGUACCAGCUAUGCUCCAAGUUCACUGUAGGGAGAACAGCUUCCCCCCAGGAGGCCUGCCUGGUAAAGCCUUUGUAAUUGCCUGUGGUUGGGCCAGAAUGAUCAUAUAUAGGAUUUUGGUUGGGAGCCAGACUCCUCAGAUGCAAUUUCUGUUAAAGAAGUUUCCUGCUAAUGGAUGGUAUUGAUUCCAAUGGACUGGGGCCCUAGGCUGGGGGUUGGGUAGCAAGGUGGUUCUCAGCUUUCUGACCACCACAAAAAGCAUGCCAAGUCUCAGCCUCUGGGAACUGUCCUACCCUUUUGUUAUUUCAUAGGCCCCCUCAGAUUCCCUGUUGAAUUGCUGUUCAGAAAUACAGAACAGCAUUGUUCCUGGUGCUGGUUGGAUGAGGUUUUUGGUUCUCUGAUUUAUACAGUCUCAUUAGAUUACAUCCCUCUACCCAAAACAGACCCUCCAUUGUCUUCUGAAUGGGCCGCACUUCUGUGAUUUGGUGCCUUGGCUUGUUUGCUUUCUCCAGUCUUGAAGGCGCCUUCCCACACCCACUGAUACCCUACUCCUUGUUCUUGGUCUGGCUCAGAUGGAAUCUAAUCUGUGAAGCCUCCAAACUCCACCCUUCUGCCUUCCCAGGGCUCUGCACUUUUUAUCUCUAUUCCACCCUUGCUUGGCUCUCCCUUGUAGUUUGGUGAUUUGUAUCUCUGCCCCUUGCUUUGAAGCCCAUGAGAAGCAUGCAUUAUUCCCCUUUAAAUAUAUAGGGACCAUAUGUUAUUUACUUGUUAUACUUAAUCCUUAGUAUUCAGUCGUGUGGGUGUGGCAUAUGCAGUGUCUGGCAUAUACGCCUGUGAUUCCCAGCCUGAUGGCAAUGAACCCCUGGCAAAGGUAACAACACCUAUUCACCUGUUUUGUAUGCUAAAAAUAAACUUUGAAUGUAUCUCAAUUAGAAUGUAAUGGUUAAAGAUUUUAAAAGUUUUUACUCAUAUUACAUAUCAUUUCAAGGUUGUUAACCUGGUUGUCUCAUACCAAUUAAAAACUCUUAAUUGGCAGCUUUAGAUUUCUUCAUUAAAACUUAAACUGAUUAAAGAAGUUUUAGGUCUUUGAAAAUAAGGGGUUCUUGGUAGAAAGAUUGGGGACUGUUCUACUUGGGGCUUAGUGAAAAUUUUAAUUUAUGUGCCAGUUAUUGCUACUAAGUUUUCUUUCAAAUAAAUAGUAAUUUGUCAAUCUUG
This is a messenger RNA of Choloepus didactylus (southern two-toed sloth), 4219 nucleotides long. It is a transcript of the gene MED28, whose product is annotated as mediator complex subunit 28. Gene Ontology annotation, cellular component: mediator complex. Lineage: Eukaryota; Metazoa; Chordata; Mammalia; Pilosa; Megalonychidae. The coding region runs from base 33 to 569 and encodes 178 amino acids. The record is from RefSeq and is a predicted model, not a curated record. The transcript is spliced from 4 exons.